This is a messenger RNA of Pteropus alecto (black flying fox), 4781 nucleotides long. RefSeq names its product SH3 domain binding protein 4 (gene SH3BP4). Gene Ontology annotation, molecular function: protein binding. The transcript has 6 exons. Bases 227 to 3076 code for a protein of 949 amino acids. Lineage: Eukaryota; Metazoa; Chordata; Mammalia; Chiroptera; Pteropodidae. Gene Ontology annotation, cellular component: cytoplasm. The record is from RefSeq and is a predicted model, not a curated record.
GGCUCCUUUUGUCUCGCAGCAUCUCCCUCCUUUUCUGGACGGAAGGCGGGGACCCGGGGCUCCGCCUCUGACGUCGGGGCGCUGGUGGCCUGCUGCAGGAAGAAGCACACUGCACAGUGGCUGCACCAGGGCACAGUGGCUGCUUGAGGUGGACGCGGCAGCAGGUGCUGGACGACCUGGAGGAAGAAACAUGAGACCCUAGCAGGUCGCCCCAGAAGGGAGUUUCAUGAUGGCGGCUCAGCGGAUCCGAGCAGCCAACUCCAGCGGCCUCCCCCGGUGCAGGUCCGAGGGGACCCUCAUUGACCUGAGCGACGGAUUCUCAGAAGCGAGCUUUAACGAUGUCAAAGUGCCUUCUCCCAGUGCCUUGCUCGGAGACAAUCCCACGCCUUUCGGCAAUGCGAAGGAAGUGAUCGCAAUCAAGGACUACCGCCCAGACAACUUCACCACCCUGAAGUUCUCCAAGGGCGACCACCUCUACGUGCUGGACACGUCGGGCGGGGAGUGGUGGUACGCACACAACACCACGGAGAUGGGCUACAUCCCGUCCUCCUACGUGCAGCCCCUAAACUACCGGAACUCCACGCUGAGCGACAGCGGCCUGAUCGACAACCUUCCCGAAGCCCCCGACGAGGUAGCCAAGGAGUUGGAUUUGCUCGGAGGGUGGACAGAGGACAAGAAGGGAUCGGGCAAAACCUACAGCAACAACCCUUUCUGGAACGGGGUCCAAACGAACCCAUUUCUGAAUGGGAACGUGCCGGCGGUGCCCGGCGUGGACGAGCUGACCCCCAGAAGCGCCGUGGAUUUGCUGCUCUUUGACACAGGCACGCCCUCCUUCACCGAGUCCAGCUCGGCCACCACGAACAGCACCGGCAACAUCUUCGACGAGCUGCCGGCCGCCCAUCAGCUGCACGCCGAGCCGCCGGCCAGGCGGGACAACCCGUUCUUCAGGAGCAAACGUUCCUACAGUCUGUCAGAACUGUCCGUCCUGCAAGCCAACUCCGACGCGCCCGCGUCUUCGGGGUUCUUCACGGGCCUGAAGUCUCCGGCCCCCGAGCAAUUCCAGAGCCGGGAGGACUUCCGAGCCGCCUGGCUGAGCCACCGGAAGCUGGCUCGGUCUUGCCAUGACUUGGACCUGCUGGGCCAGAGCCCCGGGUGGGGCCAGACGCAGGCGGUGGAGACGAACAUCGUGUGCAAGCUGGAUAGCUCCGGGGGCUCGGUGCAGCUCCCGGACACCAGCAUCAGCAUCCACGUGCCCGAGGGCCACGUGGCGGCAGGGGAAACGCAGCAGGUGUCCAUGAAGGCGCUGCUGGACCCCCCCCUGGGCCUCAACAGUGACAGGUGCAGCAGCGUCAGCCCGGUGCUGGAGGUGAAGCUGAGCACGCUGGAGGUGAGAACCUUCCUCGUCUUGGAGAUGAAAGUUUCGGCCGAGGUGAAAAACGACAUUUUUAGCAAAAGCACGGUGGGCCUCCAGUGCCUGAGGAGUGACUUGAAGGAAGGGCCAUAUGUCCCCGUCCCACUCACCUGCAGCUAUGGGGACACGGUCCAGGUGCAUCUGGACAACCUGGAGCCCUGUAUGUACCUGGCCAUGGUUGCUCACGGCCCGAACAUUCUCUACCCUUCCACCGUGUGGGACUUCAUCCAUAAAAAAGUCACCGUGGGUCUCUACGGCCCCAAACACAUCCACCCAUCUUUCAAGACAGUGGUGACCGUCUUUGGGCACGACUGUGCCCCGAAGACCCUGCUGGUCAGCGAGGUCACCCGCCAGGCCCCGAGCCCUGCCCCCGUGGCCCUGCAGCUCUGGGGCAAGCACCAGUUCGUGCUGUCCAGGCCCCAGGACCUCCAGGUGUGCAUGUUUUCCAACAUGACCAACUACGAGGUCAGAGCCGCUGAGCAGGCCAAGGUCGUGCGAGGCUUCCAGGUGAAGCUGGGCAAGGUGAGCCGCCUCAUCUUCCCCAUCGCCUGCCAGAACCCCGGCGAGCUCUCCGACUUCACCCUGCGGGUCCAGGUGAAAGACGACCAGGACGCCCUCCUGACCCAGUUCUGCGUCCAGACUCCCCAGCCGCCCCCCAAGAGCGCCCUCAAGCCGUCCGGGCCAAGACGGUUUCUCAAGAAGAACGAGGUGGGGAAAAUCAUCCUGUCCCCGUUUGCCGCCACCACCAAGUACCCGACCUUUCAGGACCGCCCGCUGUCCAGCCUCAAGUUCGGCAAGCUGCUGAAGACCGUGGUCCGGCAGAGCAAGAACCACUACCUGCUGGAGUACAAGAAAGGGGACGCCGUCGCCCUGCUCAGCGAGGAGAAGGUCCGGCUCAGGGGCCAGCUGUGGACCAAGGAGUGGUACAUCGGCUACUACCAGGGCAGGGUGGGCCUCGUGCACGCCAGGAACGUGCUGGUGGUGGGCAGGGCCAGGCCCAGCCUCCUGGCCGGGCCCGAGCUCAGCACCUCGGUGCUGCUGGAGCAGAUUCUGCGACCCUGCAAGUUCCUCACCUACAUCUACGCCUCGGUCAGGACGCUGCUGAUGGAGAAUGUCAGCAGCUGGCGCUCCUUCGCCGACGCCCUGGGCUACGGGGACCUGCCGCUCACCUUCUUCUGCCGGGCGGAGCUGGACAGCGAGCCGGAGCGGGUGGCGUCCGUCCUGGAGAAGCUGAAGGAGGACUGUAACAACAUGGACAGCAAGGACCGGAAGUCCUUCCAGAAGGAGCUCAUGAUGGCCUUACUGAAGAUGGACUGCCAGGGCCUGGUGGUCAGACUCCUCCAGGACUUCGUGCUGCUGACCACGGCCGUCGAGGUGGCACAGCGCUGGAGGGAGCUGGCCGAGAAGCUCGCCAAGGUGUCCAAGCAGCAGAUGGACGCCUACGAGUCUCCGCACCGGGACCGGAACGGGGUCGUGGACAGCGAGGCCAUCGGGGACAGCUACCGCGAUGUCAUCCAGGAGCUGCACACGGGCCUGGACAGGAUGAAGAACCCCAUCACCAAGCGCUGGAAACACCUCACGGGGACCCUGAUCCUGGUGAACUGUCUGGACGUUCUGAGAGCAGCUGCCUUCAGCCCCGCGGACCAGGACGACUUCGUGAUCUGAAGUCCCCCCCGCCUGCUGCUUUCCUGGGGCGCACGCCCUCCGGCCGCCCUGGCUGCCCGUGCGGUCUCGUGGAGCUGGACUGGAGGAAGGGCCCGCCACUCGGACAGGUCCAGAGUCGCUCCCGCCGGCCCACACCCCAGGACCACCACCCCCCAUUGUGGGGGGCCUGGAGGGAGUUUGCGCUGCAGGUCAUUGCCAAUCAAAGAGCUUUCUAUUUGUUACGUAUAAGUUCAACUUUGAAAUCGCUUUUUUUAUAGUAGGGGGCGGAGGGCACCUGUGAAAAUGGUGGUAUCUAAUUUUUUAAUGGACCGUAAAGGUAAAAACAAACAAACAAACAAAAAAACCAACAGGGGCUGGUGAGGCUUUUAUGUUCUAUGAAGAUCUUUUUAAAUUAUGCUACGAUGUACAUAUGUAUUUAAGAGUCGCCGGGGGCACCCCUUCUUCCCAGACUCCCUGCGUUCCGGCGCCCGGCACGGGAGGGUGCUCGUUCGCGGGCUGGGCCGUCGCACUCUGUACCUGUGAAGAGUGAACCGCGGUGUUUCAGUGCGUGCAGCUCAGGCCCGUCCUCUCUGAGAACGUGGGGGGCCCUGCUCUCCCCGCCAGUGUUUAGCGUGGUCCCUGCCUUUGCCACCCCAUGCGGUAAACGACCCGCCACAGCCCACGUGGACCUUUCUGUGGGCAAAGUGAAGGCCGACCUGAGUCCCUGCCGCCCUGGACGUGACGUGCUGGGUGAUGGCGACCUUUGCGGCCCGGCCCAGGUGCCGUCGGUCAGGCGAGGGGCUCCUGCGGGGCUCAGCCAUCGCCGGCACGUUCGCCCUGGGGCCAGGGACUGCUCCCUGCGGCGUUCCCCUCCGGUGGGCACGAAGGAACUUCGCCACGAGGGACGCGCUGUGCUGUGUGCAAAGGUGCCUGCUGCCGUUUGCCAAACUUCACUCGGUCUAAAAUUUAACCCCUCUCCCCUCGCAGUCCACACGUGUCUCCUUGGAAAUGAUAAGUAUGAAGAGACCAUUUUCAUUGAUAACAUAAAGACUUUUCUAAGCGAGAUGAUCAUUUUCUGAACGAAUAUGUUUCCCACGUGAAAUCUGGGGCUUGGCCGUGUUGCUCUGAUAAGCUGGCCCAUUGUAGAUCGACUCGCCGUGUUGAAUCCCACGAUUGCAUUGUAGUCGUGACAUCUUACAAGGGAGUGAGGGGCAGGUCUGAGGCCAGUCCACAGAGCUGGUCCCCCGGAGGGUGCCAGGACACACGCUGUGUGAAGUGGUGUUGGGCCGCUUGGGGUUCCGAGUGUCAUUCUCUAAACGUGCUUUCUUGGAACUCAUUAAUUACUUACUAUAAUCCAUGUAUCACCCCUUAUUGAGCUGAAACAUUCUUAUGUAUCUGUCGACUCAGUAACUGAAGAUAAACCGGCUAGAACAAAACCACGUGAAAAAAAAAAAACCACGAUAUGUUUUAUGCUGCAAGAAGCAGGACACACAAUCCCCCAAUCGUCACAGGAAAUACCCUCCGAUUCUGCUUCUCGACUCUCUGCUUCAUCCUUCUCAGAAGUCAUCUCCCGCCUUUUCCCCAAAGAAGCAGCAAAACCAGUUGCACCUUAAACCAUGGAUAUUGUUCCUCAGGGGCUUAAAAUAGUUUCCUAUGCAACACGUCUUGUAGCACAAAUUAAAUUCUACAAACGUUACAGUAAAUUUUAUUUGGCUAUUUUAACCUA